This is a messenger RNA of Xyrauchen texanus (razorback sucker), 729 nucleotides long. RefSeq names its product SRY-box transcription factor 21a (gene sox21a). Gene Ontology annotation, molecular function: DNA-binding transcription factor activity, RNA polymerase II-specific; RNA polymerase II cis-regulatory region sequence-specific DNA binding. NCBI's taxonomy places the organism in Eukaryota, Metazoa, Chordata, Actinopteri, Cypriniformes, Catostomidae. The record is from RefSeq and is a predicted model, not a curated record. The transcript has a single exon. Bases 1 to 729 code for a protein of 242 amino acids. Gene Ontology annotation, biological process: regulation of DNA-templated transcription; cell differentiation; anatomical structure morphogenesis.
AUGGCGAAACCCAUGGACCAUGUGAAGCGUCCAAUGAACGCUUUUAUGGUGUGGUCGAGAGCUCAGAGGAGGAAGAUGGCACUGGACAACCCGAAGAUGCACAACUCUGAGAUCAGCAAACGCCUCGGAGGAGAAUGGAAACUCCUGUCGGACUCUGAAAAAAGACCUUUUAUUGACGAAGCAAAACGCCUCAGAGCCGUUCACAUGAAGGAGCAUCCGGAUUACAAAUACAGACCCCGGCGAAAGCCUAAAACCCUCAUUAAAAAAGACAGGUAUCACUUUAAUGUGGCGUAUAAUUUGGGUGACACGUAUCCUAUGAAAAGUGCGCGGUUACCCGGCGAUGCGCUGACGGACUCGAUGAUGGGGAACGCUGAGAAAACUUCUGUUUCUUCACCCACCAGAGUGUUUUUCGGUCACCACCUGACCGCCAGUCCCUAUCCAUUUCUCGACGUGACCUCCAAAAUGUCGGAAUUACCCCCUGCGCCUUUUCCACAUUAUUCUAUGUUCGGUUAUCCUGGUGGAGUCUCCGCGUUUCCCGGUAUGGGGAUCCUCGCUGGCGCGCCACACGCACACACGUCUCCGGGGGGUAACCCGGGCCACAUGGUGCAUUAUAACUACUCGGGCUGGCCGCCCGGUUCUGGACAUGCUGUUCCUUCAGCUUAUGUGCUUUUACCAGGAAUGACCAAAGCCCAGCAUGAACCUUACCUGGCCUACGCUGCGGCCAUAUGA